This is a messenger RNA of Hippocampus zosterae (dwarf seahorse), 6067 nucleotides long. It is a transcript of the gene bicral, whose product is annotated as BICRA like chromatin remodeling complex associated protein. Gene Ontology annotation, biological process: positive regulation of DNA-templated transcription. The record is from RefSeq and is a predicted model, not a curated record. Lineage: Eukaryota; Metazoa; Chordata; Actinopteri; Syngnathiformes; Syngnathidae. Gene Ontology annotation, cellular component: SWI/SNF complex. The transcript has 10 exons. The coding region runs from base 1828 to 3918 and encodes 696 amino acids.
UCCCCCUUUGAGUGUAUUAUCAUUUUGGGAUAAAAAUUGCAAGGGAAAAAACACGGCCUCCUUCCCUCUUCCUCCUUCGGGGAGGGUUAGGGAGACAACUUUGAAAAUGGAGCCGAAGCACCACAGUGUGGGGAGACAGGAGCGAGGCGAAAUAACACGAGUGGUGGGAGAGAGGGAGAAGGAGGAGGAGGAGAAGGAGGGGGCGAGCGAAUUAAAAGUUGGCCAAAUGGAGAUAUUGGGUUUCAAGUGGAGUAGAGAAGGGAGUAAAGAAAAAAAGGGUUUGCCUCCGCGACUCCUUAUGUUAUGCUAAUCGGGAUAAAUAUUUAUAGAUUCGUUUUUCCGCCUAACUGCGCGUUCAAAAGGGGAGGGCGUCGACGACACGUCGGCAGGCUAGCUAACAGAAAAAACGGCCGUUUGGCCCUGUAAAAUGUCUCCAGAGCGAACGAAACUGACUGGGACGAGGACCGGGUUCGAGAGAGAGUACACCCGCCCGGAACAGCUUUGGCUCCGGGGGAAAUGUGACGUUUUGCGCCGCUCGGGAUGAGUGAGAAAGCCUUGCCCAAAAACGCGUCAAGGCAACCACGUCGACUGGCACCCUGAUUGCGAUAUGUCUAUUCUGGGCUAUAUUUUGGAAAUAAAAUCGUACAGGCUGCACAUUUGGCUGAGUUUGUCGGCUUAUUUUUGAGGAGUUUUGUUUCCAAUGCGCCUGGACAACAUGGCGUACGAGCUAGGGCGGACUUGAAGGGCAAUUCGAGCUUUGUCCGGGACAAAGCUGGAUUGGAGUCCUUUUGCCUUUUUCGUCCCGAACAGCGAUAUAUUAAUUUGUAUUUUUGUGACUACCCAACACGCAUCUUUAGCCAUGACGCAAUUUCACACUCUUGUUCUUUGAACACGACGCCCUUCGGAACUCGUUCUUAGGUUUCACGUUAGCCUUUUUGUUUUAAAUCGAUCCUAAAAUAAACGAUUACCUUUUACAAGUAAUAUAGGAGUAUGAGCUAAAUGUUUUUGUAUUUUACAUUCGUUGUGAUGUGAGAAACAAUGGCGCCCCAACAAUAUUUCUCCCAAAAUUAAAAGCCCCUUUUCCCAACAGUGGCAAUUUAACACUUGAUUUUGGGUUAUAGUAUAGCUUUGCAUGAUGAUUUUUGCUCCGAAAAUAUCUUUAAGAACAUUUUUUUAGCUCUGUUGUUGACCCGAGUGGUUCAAAGAUGGAGUCUGAGCGAGUCGCAGUGCAAAAAAAAAAAAAAACAACAACAACAGUAUGGCUUUACCAGCAGCCAUUUUGUCACUUUAGCGUGUCCAGUACAGCAAAUGUCACUUAAGCUGCACAUUACUCACUGCAUGUAAAGUAAGCAUUUAGUUUUACCGCAGAAAAAAAAUCUCUGUUGCUCCUGGACACAUGCACCAGAAAUCAAAAAAUGAAUGUUAAAUAUUAUUGCUUCUCAAGUACUGGCAUCAAGUGUUUUUCCCCCUUCUAUUCUUUGCUCAACAAUACACUUCAUGGCUAAAAUAAAGCCAAUCAUCCAUAGUCUGCCGUUCAAGGCUAUUUAGAGCAUGGUAUGGUUACUUCCGCACAGAUGUACCUUUUCACUAUGUGAGGGGAUUGGUGUGGCCGCUGAUGUAGUAUGUCACAGUAGUCAUGUCUGAAAGAAGGUCACACUGUUCACAGAUGGUGAUACUGUGCAUCAUCUUUUUAGCUCUCCUACACUGUAUCUGCUUUUAACUUAACAUCACUGUCAAAUCAUCACCUCCCCCCUGCAGCACAUUCAGUGACUGGGAACGAAGGGUGUUAGAUGACUGGAUCUAUGUGCCCUGACAGCAAUCAGUGUCAUGGAUGAUGAGGAUGAUCGCCAUCUUCUGGAUAUUUUAGGAGAUGUGGAUGCAUUGAAUGACUAUCUACACGGCAACAACAGCAAGUCCAUUGAAGAGGACGAUGUAGCGAAUGCUGCAUACGGAUCAGAUGCCUCUUUCUUCACUGCUGAUGAUGCUGCAAAUGGCGGACUCAAAGAUGGCUCCUCCACAAUGGCCGAGUUUGGCGGAGCUCCUGCUAGAGAUGGCCUCCAGCUCUCCAGCAGCCUCUCCUUUAUCGAGCACCACCUGGGGGCCGGCAGCCCACCCGGAGGUGGCGUGGACCUCGGCGAAGAGCAGCCCUUCGAUAUCCUCCAGAAAUCUCUUCUGGAAGCUGACAUCACUGAGCAGACGUUGGCACAGGAGGCGUUGCUGGACACGCAACCCGCGCCCACCCUCGUGCAGGCUCCCUUGUCCUUGCCGUCCCAGCUGGUCUCUGGGGGCUAUGGAGGGGGUGCGGUCACCACGGCGGCGGCGGCGACGUUACCGGCCGGACAUUUCCUUCAGGGCGUUUCCUCGUUGCCGAAUGGUUCCACGCAGCACAUCCAGGUGCUCGGCUCGUUCGGAGCGGGAAGCGGAGUCAUGACGCUCAGCGGUCUGGAAAGAACUCCUCAGAUUGUGCUGAGGCCGGCGGGCCCCGUCGCCGCUGCGGGAUCUCCGGCUCCAGGCGGGCAGGUGUAUGCUCCUACCCAGGGCCAUAUUGGUCAAGGGGGCUUCAAGAACAUUCCCCUCCAGAACGUCAUUAUUCAGAGAGGUCCAGGAGGAACCCAUACUCUUGUGAGGCCGAUCCAGCCUAAACCGCAUCAAGCUGGGGCUCAGACUGUCAUCAGUUUACAGACCGCGGUCUCACCGUUGGCAAAUACGGCUAAAAGUGCACCACAGUUCACCGCCAAUGGUUCCUUGGUGGUGGAUCAGCAGCAGGCCCAUACCAACAUACAAGCGGGACAGUACUUGCUGCCCACUUCUUUGACAGUUCACAACGGCCCCCCCGCAGACUCCGCUGCCCAUAUCACUGCCCACAAUGCGGUGCAGAUUGUUGCCGGGCAAAAAAUGACAGCGCAAGCGGGCGGGCAGCUCAUUUUGAAUCAGGGCGUGGCGAGUGGCGGCGCGACACAAACAUGGAAGGGCGCUGCGCCCGCAACGUGCACCGCGGGCCGGCUGGCACUGGUUAGUCAGGGGCAGCUCUCGGGUAGCCCCGUGCAGCGCCUCCUAGUGACGCAAACGGCUAACUGUACAUCACUGUCCCCUUUACCUAACACAGCGACGCCAGGACAAGAACACAGACAGAAUGCUUCUGGAGCUGCCGUCAAACAAGUGCAGCUCAGCGCACACAAGAGGCCCGCACCGCUGACCAAAGGAGGAAUGAUUUUACAGCAGCUGCGGGAACAUCACGACAGGGUGGACAUGCCCGACCGGCGACACUUUACGUCGUUCAGUGAUGCGCUGCAACGGCUCCUGCCCUUCCACGUGUUCCAAGGCACUCCACCCAGCCAGGAGGAGUUCUCGCAGGUGGAUGAGGAGUUCGAGUCAGUUGCGACACAUGUGUUGAUGAGGACCCAGGCCAUGAUCAAUAAGUACAGACGGCUGCUUUUGGCUGAAUCUGAGCAUUCCAGUCCUUCAUCAGAGAUGGUGAUGAUCGACAGGACCUUUAACCAAGAAGAGCGCAGCUGCCUGACCCAGGACAAGCGCAUGCUACUCGUGGAUCCAGACGCUUUCUUGGAGGACUUCUGUUGCGGACCGAAAUCCAAACAUUUGGAAGAUCCCGUGCCCUCUCCGCCACCACCGCCUGACAUAGACUCGGAUGAGUCGACAUACAGGAGAGACUCCCAACCUGGUUUUUGCGACCCGGGAGGAGGAGGCGGUGGUGGUGAUCGAUUUCAAGCUUCACCUGUGGAGAACAAGAGCGUCCUGGAACUGAAGCGAUCCCAGCAGCAGCAUUUGGGGCAGGAAGGUAACCACUCAUCUUUGGCAGCACCUGCAGGGGGGCACACGCACCCCCAGGCGGCCUCGCCCGCACACCUGGACACGGACUCUGCUCUGGAGGCGGCUGUCAACAGCAUCCUGGAAUGUUAACAAACCACAUGGAGUUUCGUUGGUAGUCGAUUUGUGUAGUUUGCUCUGCUCUUGAUGUAGCACUACUUUUGUUUUAUUUUGGCAGAUACACGGGGUCCUCGGUUUAUGACGGCGUUUCUUUUCUGAGGAAGUGGAACUUGUCGGAAUGUGUCGUGUAGUUGACACUAAUGAAUUAGUAAAGUCAGAAUUAUCGUAAAUAUUUCAAAUGAAAUAUUUCACUUGCAGGCCAGCAAAGACGGUGGUGACCAUUUUUCCGCCACGGCACCGAUGACUUCAUUACGCUCCGUUCGGAAGCUCAAAAUAACGAAAGUCAUAAUUUGACAAACACCUGCAGGCCAUAAAUCUAAACACUCCAAUGAUAAACCCUAAGUACGGCGAUAACUGCGUGUGCCUUAUUGUGCUGCAUGAUUUAUUUAUUGUGCUCGUAUGAAAAAUGAAUUGAUUUUGUGCUUUACGUAAUCUCGGAAUGUCACCAUUACAGUAAAUGAAAAACAUUUCUAGGCCAUAAAUGAAAAACAGGAAGUACGGUGGCACCGCCCGUUAGUGACGUAUUCUUACAUUCCUACCAUUCAGAACCUCAAAUUACCGUCAGCAUCUGCGUGAAAAACACUUUUAGACUCUAAACAUAAAACCAAUGAACUGUAAAUACAGCACUAUCUCAGCGUGCCUUAUUAUGUCGCGUGACCGCUGUGUUCUUAUGCCACUAUGCAAACUUGUUCCUGACGCGACAUUCGGAUCCUCAAAAGUGUCAUAAGUACAAAUAACGUUUGUAAGAAAAGACUUUGGCCAUAGUUAUAAAACAAUUCAACAAACGGUUAGUACGGCGGCGACUGAGCGUGCCUUCUCGUGCCAUAACUAACAAUUCAAAAACGCUGUCGUUUUACGUAUUGGCCAAACGUAAAAAAAAACGAGGACCCCCUGUACUGUGAAAACGGGCACUUCUAAACACCCACAAUGCUGUGGGAAUUUGUGCAAUUUAAGGAUCCAUAAUUUGUUCGCUGUGGCAACUCCGUGCCUCCUCGGCUUUUAUUACAAACGGUUUACAUGAAGAUUCGGAAAUUUCCUUGACGAAUUGCACUAAAAGCCGUUUCCAUCGGACUGCACACACGCGCUCACUUUUAUUUGGCAUUUUCUUUGGCUUCCCCUCCUCCCCACACCUCUUCUUUUUGUACCUUAAAGGUACGCGAGCCUCUAGACGUCAAACACGCAAACUCGCCUAUCAUUUUACUGUGUUUGCAUCGGGGGAGAUUUAUCCUCAGAUUGAGGAAGUUACUUUGCUCAUAUUUUCUUAAUCUGUGUUUUUAUUUACUUUGGUUUUAAACUGGAGGAUUCGUUGAUUGUAUGCUUUUGUCUUGUCCGCCUUUAUUUUCUUUGUUCUCAACAGCACAACCAAAACAAAGCAUCUGUUAUUGAUGUCACGCGGGACUCUAACACUUUGUUGCUCCAUUGUGAAAAUCAAGCUUGAAUGAUUCAGACUGAAGGUAUUCAAUCCAAACCAUUUCAGUCCAAUGUUUAAACCUGCGAGUGAGCUUCAAUUGCAGACUGAUGGCCUUUUUUUCCCCAGCAACCAAUAAUGAUGUACUAGUAAGUUUGCUUGUUCUCCUCUGGCUUCCUCCCACAUUUCAAAGUCAUGCAGUUUAGGUUCAGUGACUACUGGUACUCUAAAUUGUCCUUUAUUCUGGGUUUGAAGGGUUUGUCUAAAUGUGCCCUGUAAGUCAUUGGCUGGCAACCAGUCCAGGCCGUAGCCCACCUCUCGCUCCAAAUUCAGUCUACAGCUCAUCUGCAACCCUCGUGAGGACAGGCGCGACAGAAAAUAGAUGGACAGAGUGUCCGUCAUCUUCUAGCUGCUGCUGUCCAUUAAACAAUGUCCAGUUAUCAAGCAAAAAAAAUGUUUUUAAGCCCCUACGGUGCCAUUCUUGGAUCGAUAAACAGGCCCGUGCUUUCUAUUUGUAUUGUCAGACUUGAUCCUGUAUAGUUUGUCGUUUUGUAUAAACAAACAAAAAAAUAUUUAUAAUUUUUGUAUGGAAGAGAAAAAAAUGUUUUAAAAAAACAAUCAGAGAAAAUGGCAAUUAUUUUGUAUUACGUUGGUGUCAGUUGUUGAUUGUUGUGUUGCCCGUAGCAGCAACAAUAAAUUCAUUUUGAAUACAAA